AUUAUUGCAUCUACUUCUAUAUAUUAAAAAAGAACUACGGGCGAAAAGAGCAAAAAAAUUGCCUGCGCACAAUUUCAACAAUACCCUGGCUCUUCGUUUUCUUGGCGAUCUCUACCGGUUUCUCAUUGUGUAUAUUGUCUGCCAGCUCUUUGAUUGAUUUAGCUCAACUGUUAUCUUCUUGCAUGAGAUUUGUGUUCUGUGUUAGGUUGUCUCUCCUCCCUUGAGUUUUUCUCAUGGUUUGGGAUUCAGUUUUUGUGUGUAAAACAAUUUAGAUUUCGCGGCACACCUUCUUCAUAACGGCGGUUCUAGAGAGAACGUGGCAGGCCGAAGCUGUGCCUAACCAAAAAGAGGUUGCAGAGGAGUGCAGGGCGGUGAAGUGAUUGCGGAGUGCUGCUCGUAGGUUGCUGGUUUGAAGAUCAAAGCAGAGAAGGCUACUAUGCUGGGAACUGAAUUUAUCGUUUGGCUUAACCAGCCUCACCUUGAGAAAUCUCUAUUGGCCAAUGAAGACAUUAUACAAAGGCUUAUCUCGGAGAAAAAGAUUUGGGUGGAAAUUAUUCAGAAAGAUGAUGCGAAGGCUAUUAUGGGGCAAUUUUUAAAAGUCGUUACAUUUUGCCAUUUACAGGGUGUAGUGCACCGGGAUCUUAUACCGGAGAAUUUUCUUUUUAGCACAACGGAUGAAAACUCUCAGUUAGUAGCAAAAUACUUUGAGCUGUCCGAUUUUAUCAGGCCAGAACUGCAUGACAUCGUCGGAAGUGGCACCCGAAGUUUUACAUAGAUCUUAUAGCACGGAGGCUGAUGUAUGGAGUAGAGGUCUUAUAUCAUAUAUACUUCUGUGUGGAAGUUGCUCAUUUUAUGCCCGAAAUGAGUCUGGCAUAUUUCGAGAAGUUGUUAAGGCUGUUCCAGGUUUUGACUAAGAACCUUGGCCUUCAGUAUCCUUAGAGGCAAAGGAUUAGCGUCUUUUGAAUAAAUACCCUAUAAAUGAAUGACUGUUACACGGGCUCUUAGUAAAUCUCCCUCUCUCGAAAUAUAUUUUAUGCCCCCCCCCCCCCCUCCCUCCCACUCCCUCACCGUCACAAGACAUUAUUUCAAAUUCACAGAGUUGUUUUUUCCUUACCUCUUCAUUGUCUUAUUCUUAGGUCAUUCUUGUAUAAGGAGUUAUAAAGACAUAGAAGACCUACUUGACAUUAGUAUAUUCAUACUAAUGAAGGUUUAAGUGCGAUCAACACCAUCGCGCAAGACUGUCCUAAAGGCGUGUGUUUAGUUUUAAAUAGAAAUGCAUUACUUCUAAUCACAUUCCUUUCAAAUUAAACAGUGCACUGCGCAAUCCAGAUUUUUUCCUCUUUGUAAACUAAUAUGGUCAAUAUAUUAAGAGAAAAGUAACCGGAAAAGAUUUCUAUUGUCACUUGUUUUUUACCCGACUCAGGUAUAAAAGAAAUAAAUAAUAUAGUUUUUGGUUCUUUUUCCUUUAAUGAAAGAUGUAUUUGGAGGUUAAAAAAUCUUAGAAGUAGCUUUGUAGAAGCUGGGAGUAAUAGAUCUUCUGAAACUCGAUUUGGCUUUUUCAGAGUUUGCAAUUGUUUCACACUCCUAAGCUACGAGACAGUAAAGAUAAAUUUCAAAUCACAUGAAUGUCACUUGUACAUUUUUUUUCAGAACACAACACCAAAAGGGGAAAUAGCUGCUACUCUGGAGAUCAUGAUCUCUAUGUCGUUGGUGGCUUGUACCAUGAUGUUCUCACUCCGGCCAUGACUGUUGGUCCCCGCCGCAGGGUAAGUACUCCAAGAAGAGUGAAUCAUGGAUCUUCUUGAUAAAUGCCUCUUUUUUUUGUUUUCAAAAUUUUGGUUGAACCUAUCUUGACACAAUGUUAAAAAAUAAUAUGGGGAACAUGCAAAAGGAGGUUACCCACUUGUGAAAGAAGGCAAAACGGAAGGGUGGGUGGUUUGUGAGUGUCAGUAUGAAUAUGAGCAUGAUGUGAAAGAGCCACCAAGCCCUGUCUACAAAAUCUCUCCUGACCUUCUCUAUGCCAAUUCCAAAAGGAAGAGGGGAUUUGGGUUGUUUUCAUGCUGCUUGAGGCCAUCUUGUGACUUGUGAGAAACCAGUGACAACUCAAAAGGCUUGCUGAGAUGCAUCAUAUGCCUACAUGCAAAAAAAUGAUGGCAGACAGCAUAGUUGUCACUAAAACCAUUCUAAGCCUUUAUAUUUUGAUGCAGCGAUGGAUCAAAGAGCAGAGUUACCUGAGCAAUAAUGGUUAUGUCAAGAGCGGAUGCUCCGAAAGUCCUGGCAGUACUAUUGAUGAUCGAGAGUUGGAACUUCUCUAUUUCAGCAAGGGGCUCUUCAACAGGAAUGCCAGCUGCGUGGUUAUCUGAGGAUGAAUUGUUGGCAAAAGCAACCGAUUCUGUGGACUUCUCCAAGUUUUCUCCUCAAGGGCCUUCACUCUUUUUUGAAGUUGUUUCAAGUACUUGAUAACAUCUCCUGGAGCAGAAGCCUUGUCUAUCUGUUGCAGGGUACGAACAGUAUCAGUAUCUUGUAGCGAAAUUUACCAACAAAAAGGAUUGAAUAUAUCACAAUACAGACUAUACCUUCUUCAAGCCAGGGACUAGAGCAGAGAGAGCAAUGAACCUUUGAGUAAGUUUUUCUCAUCUCUUUCUCUCAGCCAAUGAUGUGAUCGAUCCCGAGCUUGAGAAAGCCGAUCAUUUGUGCUAAUCCGUUUAGCACCCUGAGAGGAUUUCAGCACAUAAUUUUGGUUCUCAAAUGAACCCUGGGAGGUGAUAACAUCAGUACCUAAAGUAGCAGUGGUACUUCUAGAAGACAAAUCCUCUUCUUCCAGUUUUACAAUGCCAAUUUAAUUAUUGUAAUUAGCAUAACUUUUCAACACCUUUUCCUUUUUGAGAUUGUAAAAAUUCUCAUGCUUAGUUAAAUAUCAGAGGAGACUUAGUCAUUUUCUAUUA
Molecule: messenger RNA, 2945 nt
Organism: Daucus carota subsp. sativus
Lineage: Eukaryota; Viridiplantae; Streptophyta; Magnoliopsida; Apiales; Apiaceae
Product: CDPK-related protein kinase
Exons: 10
Coding region: 437-775 (112 amino acids)
Biological process (GO): intracellular signal transduction; peptidyl-serine phosphorylation; protein autophosphorylation
Cellular component (GO): nucleus; cytoplasm
Molecular function (GO): calcium-dependent protein serine/threonine kinase activity; calmodulin binding; ATP binding
Source: RefSeq, a predicted model, not a curated record